AUGGUGUUCUCCCUCAGGCAACUUCAGGAAAAAUGCAGGGAGCAGCGGCAACCACUCUUUAUUGCCUUCAUAGAUCUCACGAAGGCCUUUGACUUGGUCAGCAGAGAUGGCCUGUUCAAGAUCCUGCCAAAGAUCGGUUGCCCACCAAGGCUCCUCAGCAUCAUCAGAUCAUUCCAUGAUGACAUGAAGGGGACAGUGGUCUUCGACGGCUCAACAUCGGACGCUUUCAUCAUCAGAAGCGGAGUGAAACAGGGCUGUGUACUUGCUCCAACCCUGUUCGGGAUCUUCUUUGCAGUCAUGUUAAAACACGCCUUUGGACCCACAACGGAAGGCAUUUACCUCCGGACCAGAUCGGAUAGAAAGCUCUUCAACCUCUCCAGACUCAGAGCAAAAUCCAAGGUUCAGCGAAAAUGUGUGCGCGACUUCCUCUUCGCAGAUGAUGCAGCAGUUACAGCCCACUCAGCUGAAGGCCUCCAGCAACAGACAGUGGUCUUCGACGGCUCAACAUCGGACGCUUUCAUCAUCUCUUUGCAGUCAUGUUUCUUCGCAGAUGAUGCAGCAGUUACAGCCCACUCAGCUGAAGGCCUCCAGCAACUCAUGAUUCGUUUCAAUGAAGCUUGCGAUGAUUUCGGACUCACCAUCAGUCUGAAGAAGACACAGGUCAUGGGUCAAGACGUUGAUCAGCCACCCGACAUCAGAAUCGCUGAUCACCGGCUUGAUGUUGUCCAUGAUUUUGUGUACCUGGGUUCCACCAUCUCAGACUCUCUCUCUCUCGAUGCGGAGCUGAACAGACGGAUCGGUAAGGCAGCUACCACCAUGUCCCGACUUACCAAGAUAGUGUGGUCAAACAACAAGUUGUCCGAACACACAAAGAUCCAGGUCUACAGAGCCUGCAUCGUAAGCACACUCCUGUACGGCAGCGAGUCGUGGACCCUUCGAGCUCGCCAAGAACGAAAACUCAACUCGCUCCACAUGCGCUGCCUGCGACGCAUCCUGAACAUUACCUGGCAGGAUAAAAUCACAAACAACACUGUCCUGGAGAGAGCUGGGAUGACCAGCAUGUUCACUUUGCUCAAGCAGAGACGCAUGCGCUGGCUUGGCCAUGUUGUCCGCAUGGACGAUGGUCGGAUCCCCAAAGACCUCCUUUAUGGAGAGCUGACGGAGGGGACACGCCCAACUGGCAGGCCAAAACUGCGAUACAAGGACGUAUGCAAGAGGGACCUGAAAGCCCUACACAUCAACACCGACUCAUGGGAAGCAACAGCCUCAGAGCGAUCCGCCUGGCGGCAAGCAAUUCAACAAGGCCUCCAUGUGUUUGAGGAGACACUCGCCCAGCAGUCUGAGGCAAAGAGACAAAGAAGAAAGGCCCAAAACCCGGCAGACCAACCAGCCUCUAUCUUCACCUGUGAUCAGUGUGGGAGGGAUUGCCACUCUCGUAUUGGCCUGUCCAGCCACACCCGACGCUGUACCUGA
This is a messenger RNA of Eriocheir sinensis (Chinese mitten crab), 1473 nucleotides long. RefSeq lists its product as uncharacterized. Bases 1 to 1473 code for a protein of 490 amino acids. The record is from RefSeq and is a predicted model, not a curated record. NCBI's taxonomy places the organism in Eukaryota, Metazoa, Arthropoda, Malacostraca, Decapoda, Varunidae. The transcript has a single exon.